UUUCGUUUUUGUAAAGCUACUCUAAACUCAACUCAUCAAAAUGUCUGGCCGCGGCAAAGGAGGAAAAGUCAAGGGAAAGGCAAAGUCCCGAUCAUCUCGUGCUGGACUUCAGUUCCCAGUUGGUCGUAUCCAUCGUCUGCUCCGCAAGGGCAACUACGCCGAACGUGUCGGAGCUGGAGCUCCCGUCUAUCUGGCCGCUGUCAUGGAAUAUCUGGCAGCUGAAGUGCUGGAAUUGGCAGGAAACGCCGCUCGUGACAACAAGAAGACCCGUAUCAUCCCGCGUCAUCUUCAGCUGGCCAUCCGCAAUGACGAGGAGUUGAACAAACUGCUCUCGGGCGUCACCAUCGCUCAGGGAGGUGUUUUGCCCAACAUCCAAGCCGUUCUGCUGCCCAAGAAGACCGAAAAGAAGGCUUAAGCUUGUUUCAUCUCUACUUACAACCAAACCGACCAGGACGACAAAUACAUUCUCUAAGAGUUGAUUGAGGCUAUUAAGUGUCUUAGGGUUUUACAAUGUGAAGAAUUGUGCUUUUAUUGAUGCAAUGGCAUUGCGGCAAAUUAUGUGAUUCAAAAUAGAAUUGUUAGCCAGAAUAGAAAGUAUUGAUUGAUAGAAAGAUCAGA
Uranotaenia lowii is the source of this 618-nucleotide messenger RNA. RefSeq names its product histone H2A. NCBI's taxonomy places the organism in Eukaryota, Metazoa, Arthropoda, Insecta, Diptera, Culicidae. The transcript has a single exon. The record is from RefSeq and is a predicted model, not a curated record. Gene Ontology annotation, molecular function: DNA binding; protein heterodimerization activity; structural constituent of chromatin. The coding region runs from base 41 to 415 and encodes 124 amino acids. Gene Ontology annotation, cellular component: nucleosome.